AUGGACGAACGAGUUCAGACGGUCGAGCAAGUUGACGCAGCUACAGAAGAAAUCCCUAAUGACGCCAUUGGUUUCUUCAUUCUUUGGGGUUUUGUCUUUACUCUCAUCUUCUUGGGAAUUGUUCUUGAAUCGAUAAAGAAAUACCAAGCGAAGAAAAAGUCUAAGGAAACUGACCCAGAAUCGAGCGCGGAAGAAGCUCCCGUCGAAGUCGAAGAAGUUGAGCUUCAAGCAGUCGCUAGCACUGAAAUUUGA
Molecule: messenger RNA, 252 nt
Organism: Oikopleura dioica
Lineage: Eukaryota; Metazoa; Chordata; Appendicularia; Copelata; Oikopleuridae
Source: the annotation of a GenBank genome assembly